Cladocopium goreaui is the source of this 2725-nucleotide messenger RNA. NCBI's taxonomy places the organism in Eukaryota, Dinophyceae, Suessiales, Symbiodiniaceae. The record is from the annotation of a GenBank genome assembly.
AGAUUCACCUCUAAAUUUCGCCGUUUCGCCAUGUCACCUCAAAGUGAGGUGGAAGAAGAGGAAGUGACAGAACCCUCGGAGAGAGCGCUGUUGAGUGGAGUGCACCAGUCUCGUUCUCGGAGAUUCUUUCUACCACCGAACUCGCAGAGCAUCUCAGGUGCACUGGUUGCUUUGGGCCUGGUAUCUCUCUCGCUGGUUGUCGCAUGGUUCGCCAUAGGUCUGAACAGCACAGAUGCGGAAAGAAAUGCCAUUCGUGUCCGAGCUCAUGCAAAGACUCGGGGAUUCCAACGUCUUUGGGGAUCGAAAGGUUCUUGUCGCGUCAUGGGCUGUGGCUCUGAUACCUUUGUGGGAACUUGCCAGUGUAACGAUGGCUGCCAGUACUUCAACGAUUGCUGCAUGGAUUACCAUGCCUACUGUGGUGCAGCGAGCCAAGCCUCCCCUGACCCUCCUGCCUUACACGGUUCCUGUCGAGAAUUUGGUUGUGGUUCCAACAAUCGUGGAUGCAACGGUGUGGCCAACUGCAAUCUUUGUGACUGUUCUUCAUCCUGCAAUGAGAAUGGAAACUGCUGCCACGAUUACCAGUACUACUGCUUCGAUGGUGGCAGGGACAGCGGAGGAUGGGGUGAUGGUGAUGGCUAUGAUGCCUACGGAGACUACGCAGAUGGAGACCAAAGUUAUGGCCAGGAUGAUGGCUACGCUGAAGGAAGUGACUAUGGAGAUGGAGAUGCUUCCCAUUAUCAUCACUACCAUUAUCACCACCACCAUUACCACAGCAGUUACCAUGGCGAAGAGGGCGAUGGCCGCGAUGGUGACGAUGGUGGCUCUUCCGACUACCAGGACAGCAGCGGUCACUGGGGUCCAGGGCGACAGCGGUCCCAGUUUGGCCCUUGGGGCAAAAACAGCCCCACGGAGGUCAUUUCCACCGCUCCAGAAACCACCAGCGCUCCGCCCACUCCGCCUCCAAAAACCACCAUCGUCUACGAGGAGACCACUCCAGUGAAACACACCGAAGCCAGGCCAAGGUCCCAUGGUCACUAUGCUGGCACCCAUGGCGCCCAUGCUGGCCAUGCUGGCCAUGCUGGCCAUGCUGGCCAUGCUGCCGCCCAACGUGCGCACGAAAGUCACGAAAGUCACAAGGCGCCGAAGGAAGCGAAGGAAGAGAAAGGGACAGUCGGCGCAGCAGCUCAGAAGGAGACCUACGAGGAAUUCACGGAGAGAGUGAAGAACUCCAUGAGCGACGACGCCUCGCGGCAUGAGAUCUUCUCAGCACACCGAGACGCAUGGUUAGAGAUGCUACAAUGGCAACAAGUCUCUGGAUGCCCUGCGCAAAUGAUGGACAAGGAUGUGGCCAAUGGUCAGGCUUUAGACAGCAUUCCACAUGUGCUCUCUGCAGCGGUUUGUCAACGUCUCUGCACGGAGAGAGCCGGCUGCGAUGCGAGUGCCUGGGGAGGAGUGCGCCACAGACCAGGAUUGACGAAUGUGUGCUUCCUGAAGAGCACCAAUGGCCCGGCGCGGUUCAAAGAUAACCCGGGGGUUGUGGCCUCAAUGGCCUGCUGCCGUGCUGGUGAGGACACCAAGUGUCCUGAACUGGUGCGUGAUGCAGACCUUCACACAGACGACUCCCUGCCACCUCAACCAGGUGUGGGCAGUGUGGGGGAGUGCCAGCAACUCUGCACCAAAAAUCCAAGGUGCAAUGCUUUUACCUGGGGCGCGGAUCGGAAUACCCCUGGGCUCACGGAUGUGUGUUUCAUGAAGACCAUCGCAGAGGGCAAUGCUCCCAGAGUGCUGGAGAAACCUGGUGUGGUGUCAGGCCUGCCAUGUGGCUGUCGGGCCCCAGUGGAACAUGCCUUGUGGCCACAGAAUGAGGUGGAACUCUUCAAGAUGCCAGAGCCAGGAAGUCCACAACCAGCUGAAGUUGGGUCGGCCUACUGCGUGAUCCUGAUGAGACCCUACACCUAUGAGGCUUCGUUGUUGCAACUUCAGUUCAACCAGAGGAAGGGUGUCUUUGCUUGUCCUGGUUAUGAUGUCUUCAGCAACCAGGAAAUGAUCUUGGCAGAUGGGCUGAAGACAAAAAAGAUCCGCAGCAGUCAGAUGUGUGAAGUCGGUGGUGAGUUCAAAACAGCUUUGAAUCUUCGGAUUUUCGCGGCAUUUUGGAAGGAGGUCUUCACACGGAAGGACUACAUGAAUUACAACUGGCUGGUCAAGGCUGAUGCAGAUACUGUCUUCUUUUAUCAUCGUUUGCCUGGGCUUCUCCAAGAGUACGAAGACAGGGCAUCCAGUCCCUCUGGUGAGGGCGUCUACUUCAACAACUGCAAGUUUGGCAUGCAUGGGCCGUUGGAAGUAUUCUCCCAAAAUGCCAUCUUAGCUCUGCAGGGGCACUUCAAAGACUGUUAUUUCUAUUUCAGAAAGCUGUGCAGCGGAGAUUGCCAUUGGGGCGAAGACUUGUGGGUUGACCAAUGCUUGAAGCGCCGAGCCAACGAAACCAUUUCGCGGGUCAACAAGUACGGCCUGUUGGAGGAACAACAUUGUGAUCCAGAGGAAGACUGGGACAGCUGUGAAAAUCCGCACAAGGUGGCAUUUCAUCCCUUCAAGUCGGAAUCAUCUUGGCAGCGAUGCAUGCAACAUGCCGGAGGUUGAGGUUCAAGAGCGUUGCUUGGUCCAGUGCUGUCCGGUGCACCGUAGGUCUGGUUUCACCAUAGUGAAAUCGCUGACGAGCUUCCGUGGG